Octopus sinensis (East Asian common octopus) is the source of this 6039-nucleotide messenger RNA. Its product is annotated as DNA repair protein RAD50-like. Gene Ontology annotation, molecular function: protein heterodimerization activity; DNA binding. The transcript is spliced from 15 exons. The record is from RefSeq and is a predicted model, not a curated record. NCBI's taxonomy places the organism in Eukaryota, Metazoa, Mollusca, Cephalopoda, Octopoda, Octopodidae. The coding region runs from base 59 to 4684 and encodes 1541 amino acids. Gene Ontology annotation, biological process: chromosome segregation; kinetochore assembly; mitotic cell cycle. Gene Ontology annotation, cellular component: kinetochore.
AGGAUUUAUUCUAUCAGUCACUUUUGCUGAACCACUAAGUUAUGGAAACUCUAGAAAUAUGGCAUCAAACACAGAUCAAAAGAUGAAGAAACCUGAUGAAGAUGUGGUUUCAAAACCACAACCUCAAAACAAUGAUAAACUGAGCACUAGUCCAAAAUCUCUCUUGAAACAAAUUGCCAAGAUAAAUGAAACACUACCACCAAGUCAACCAGAUGAUUCUCCCACAAUCCAUUUUGUACCCUUACAAACGUCUCAGAAAGGAUACUCUCGACGAAGUUCUGGAAUACUUGCAACAGUAAAUACACCCAAAACACUUAUACAGAGGUUUCUAGAUGAAGCUCCAACUGAAACUCCACUAAUACCAUCCAAUAUGACAGGCUGCAACUCUUCAUUAGAAAGAUCUUCUGUACCGUUACCUGCCAAAGUAAUGGAUUCUUCUCACAAUUACAGAGAUCUUUCAGUAACUACUAGUGACCUUGAAGAGGAGCCUGCAUUGGGGAGCGAAUCAAUAACUUCAGAAGAAAUAGCUUCAAAAAAACUUAAAGAUGUAGGCUUUCAGAAAAAUUAUUCAAAAGGGCUGAAGCGACCAAGAAGACAAAUAACAGCAAAAGACAUAGCAGAUGGAGUGAAACAAUCACAAGAUGCUGAAGAAGAUGAUGAAAUUUCUCUUCAUAAACCAAAAAUAGUUAUAAAAAUUAGAAAGAAAAUUACUGCAGAAGAUCUUGCAAUGGGUAUCAAACAAUCACAAGAAGCUGCAGCAGCUGCUGGGGCAAAACCUACUGAUAUAACAGAAAUGUCAACAAGUGACUCAUCACUUGGAUUUUUGACAGUGAAUUCUGAAAAUUUUCUGGAUACCACAAAUGUAGCAGAUGAAUCAGAUUUGUCUGAGGAUUCUUCCAACCAUGGAAACAAGCAAUCAAAAUCAGAUGCAGUACAAUCAGAGAAAAACCCUCCGAAUUCAAGUGAGAGAGAACAAACACAGAAAAUUGAUGAUGUUAAUCGACUGUAUUUAGAAGAAAGUUUGAAAAUAUUGCAGAAUGCAAGCGGUAAACAUACAUCAACAGAAAAUUUACAAGAUAAACCUGAGAAACCUAAUAAUUCUGUGAUUUCUCAACCAAGAAAAAGUACCAGUAUGACUGAGACAAUACCAAGCUUCGAGCUAAGCCAACACACGAAAGAUUUAACAAACCUUUCAGACUCAGAAAACACAGUUAAACAUACUCCUCAUGUCAAUGUGGCUAACUCUUCUUCUUCUUCACUCAGCUUUCUUAAGAAACUUACUGUGAGCCUUACUGAUACCAACUGUAGUGGAGACCGGCAAUCUAUGACCGCAUCAACUAAAGACUUCUUAAAUUCUACUAAAAAUAUUAAAAGUAGAGAUGAUGCAGUAUCAAGUGAAAAUAAAGGGAAUGAAAAGGACCGGUUCAUCAUCAGAGAAAAUAAGGAGAUUUCAGAUUCACCAUCUUCCUCUGAUUCUGAAUUUAAGACCUCUAGAAAAAUUAGUUGCGCAAAAGACAUUAAAUCUAAGCAGGAUGAUGCUGUUAUCUCUAGCAAUAGGAAUUCUGACAGGGAGGAUAUUACUGAAGAAAGACCAUCUGAGUUAAAAGAGGUAACUGCUGAUAUAGGAUCUUUGAAAUUAAAAGAGAAAUCUACAAUUUGUGAAGAAACCAAAACCGGACAAAGUGAUGUGGCAACUGAUAAAGACACUUUCAUUGAAGAUCUUGCAGAAGUACCAUUGGAAACUAAAGAUGUAGAAUAUACAAGUGAAUUCAUCCAAACAUUUUCCUUGGAAGAGACUGUUUCUUCAAAUGUGAGUCAGAAUAAAACUGAUGAAAAAAUUGAAGUGACUAACAAAAACGAAAUGGUAGCUUGUACACAGGAAAAGCAAAAUAUAGCAGACCAGCAUGAGAGCAAGAACAAUUAUGGUAGAAUGUUAGAGGGACAGAUGGAACUGAAUGAAGAACCUGUCAAAGAUUUUGUUCCUGUAGACAACAAUGUUGUUUUAGAGCUACAGGAAGAGAUGGUUGUAAUUGAGGAUGAAAAUGAAGUGAUUGAAGUACAAGAUGAACCAAUUGUUGAAGUACUUGAUGAAGAAUAUAUAAGAUUACAUAACGAAGAUCUCAUAGGUAUCAAUCGAGAAGCAGCAUGUGUUUAUCAAACAGAAACUAAAGAUACCAAAGACCUACAAAAGGAAAUGACACUAAAUGAAGACAUUGAAAAGAAGCCCGAUCAUCAUGCAGAAAAAAUUACAGUAGAUGUGCAAGAUGACAAAAUGAAACCUGAGAGAGAAACUAGAAAAGAAAAAGAACUAAGUAGUAAUGUGGAAGAAAUAGUAGUGUGUAUAGAUGAAGCAAGAAGGGAAUCAAGGGUGGGUAAGAAUUAUGAAAAUGUAUUACAAGAUAAAGUUGAUGUGACUACAGAUGAAAAGGAAAUCAGUGUAACAAAGAGCAAAGUAGAGGUUAGUACAGCACAAGAUGAAGAGGACAUUCCACUGUUUGAAGUUGAAAGCUUGUCAGAAGAUGAAACCAGUGAAAUUCCAGGUGAAGUUGACAAGAGCACGAAAGGGGAAAACAGGAGUAUCAGUCAGAGUGAAGGUGAUGCUAGCAUGGUCCCUGAUGAAGAAGAAGAAGAAGAAGAAGAAGAAGACAUUCCAUUGUUUGAAGUUGAAAGCUUGUCAGAAGUUGAAAUCAGUAAAGUUUCAGGUGAUGUUGACAGGAGUGCUAAAGGGGAAAACGCAAGUGACCACCAGUGUGAAGGUGACGCUAGCAUGCCCCAUGUUAAAACCAACAUUGGGUUAACUCUAGAUAAGAGUGAGACUAAAUCAUUUCAGAAUAAAGAUGAUAUUGGCAAAAUACAAGACAAAAGUGAGGAUAAUAUGGCCCCAAAUAAAACUGAAAUUGAUAUGAUUCUGGUUGAAAGCAAGGCUGAUGGAAAACAGAGCAACAAAACAGAUGUAACUCAGGAUGAAAGUGAAAUCUAUCUCAUCCAAAAUGAAAGAAAAGCAAGCAUGACCCAAAAUAAGAGUGAACGUGGUGUAACUCAAGAUGAAAGCAAGGCUUCUGUGAUUCAAGAUGAAACUGAGGCUUGGGUGACCCAGGAAGAAAGCAAAGCUGGUGAAAUCCAGGAAGAAAGAGAGGUUGGUGAGACUCGGGAAGAAAGUGAGCAUAGUGAAUCUCAGGAAGAAAGCGAAGCUGGUAAGACCCAGGAAGAAAGCGAAGAUGGUGAAACCCAGGAAGAAAGCGAAGAUGGUGAAGCCCAGGAAGAAAGUGAGGCUGGUGAGAUCCAGGAAGAAAGUGAGGCUGGUGAGACCCAGGAAGAAAGUGAGGCUGGUGAGACCCAGGAAGAAAGUGAGGCUGGUGAGACCCAGGAAGAAAGUGAGGCUGGUGAGACCCAAGAAGGAAGUGAAGCUGGUGAGUCUCAAGAAGAAAAUGAAGCUGGUAAAACCCGGGAAGGAAACAAGACAGGCAUAAAACAGGAUAAGCCUGACUUCAGUGCAUCUUCAGAUAAAAACAAGAUUAUUUUGACACUUAAUAAAAGUGAAACCAUGGCUGACCAGGAAAAAAAUUUGACUCUAAACAGAGAUAGAAAGAGCACUCAGGUCCAAUAUCCAGCCAAUGUAAUGCAAGAUGAAGACAUGCCUGCUACAACUAAUGAUUUUGAUUUUCGUAAUGAAAUCAAAAAUGAUGGCAGAGAAGAACAAGAAUCUAAUAUCAAAGUAAAAUCUGUAAGCAAGAAUAAAAGUAUUUCUAAUGAAAGGGAACUGGCUGAAAAUGAAAUACAAGUAGAUGAUGAAAUUAUCUUUCGGCAAAACAUUGAACACUCAAAGGAGGAUUACUUUAGAGGUAAAGAGAGCCAAACUACUCCUUCCCGUUCUUCUUUGCGACUAAGAUCUUCUGUUGCUAAUUCAUCAGUCUCUCCAAAGUUUUCAAAGUCUCGGGAUCUUAGCUUAAAACGUAGAGGAACAAAACGAAAAUCAGUUAGUGACCAUACAACAGAGGCUGCACAAGUAUCCACUCAUUCUGUUUCAGAGAAACUAAGACGACGAAGCAGCAGAGAGACAAAUUUAAGUAAAACCAGAUCAUAUAGAAUUAUAGACACUUUGAGUGGAAGUGGAAACUCUAUGACAAUCAGUAAUCAAGCUAUAAGGCAAUUUUCCCCGGAUGUUGGGACAGUUCCAAAUGAAAAUCAACGUUUGCAGAAGACAGAUCAACAAAUAUCAGCUGAAUCCAGCAAAAUCUUGGAAUCAACACGACCAAAGAAAAAAUUAAAGGAAGCCAACCCAAUAGCAAGAAGAAAACAUAAAGAGUAUGUUGUAUCUCCCCAAGUGACAGCUUCCUUACUCAGUCAUUAUUCAAAGAUGCAUUUUCCAACUUCCUGUAAUGAUGUAUUAGGUUCAAUAUCCAAUGAUUAUUUUGAUAACUUAUUUGCUACCCUGUCUUCAUAUUCUCGGAAACAAAGAAGAUUAACGAUCUGUCAGUCAGAUGUAGAGCUCUAUUUUCAAAAUGUUGGAUUCACCAAUGAACACACAUCACUCAACUCCUUAAUUCGAGAACACUUGUCACUGGUGGAUCAACAAAAGCUAAUACCUGUUGCUCGAGCUGCCAUCACCUUCGAUAGUAGAAACAAGAACUCUAAACGCAAAAGUAAAACAAGAGAUUCAAGCAACAUUUUUACUUCUAAAUGAAAAUCCUGGAACAAGUUACUAAUGCAUAUUUCAAGUAAAAGUUUUUACCAAGCCAUCAGUUUCUAGUGAUAAUGUAUAAAACCUGCAUCAUUUAGUACACUCAGUUAGAAAUCACUAAUUGUGGUUUUUACUCAUUUCACCUUCUCCAUUCAUUUCCUUGGAAAUAUUGGGAUUAAAAAUAUUCAGCUUUAGAUACAAAUAUCAGAAAAGUAUGCUAUCACUACCAGUAAUGUAUGAUAUCACUAUUAGUAAUCAGAUUUGUUUUACAAUCUUUUUAUAUCCAAAUGGCUGUAUCAAGUUAUUUUUUAUGCAAAAUUCAUCUGAUGAAGGAAUUGUCUGGUAAAAAAUGGCAUAAUUUUUCAUAAAGCAAAUUUGUUGGCAAAGAUAUUUUUAAAAACUUCAUGAAGGUUAUUUCUGGAAAGUGAAAUCCUGUUCAGAAAAUGUUUGCUGUUUAGUAAUACAGAAUAUUUUUUUGUGAAAAAAUGCAAUCAUCUCUUCUAAGUGUUGUUUCUAUCUUUCUAGGGAAAAGAUACCAGGCUUCAUUCAAUUCAUUGCAAAGUUAAACUUAACCAAUGCCACUGUUUUCAUCAUAUAACACUGUUGUUAGCAAACUGCAGCUGUUUUUAUAUGAAGUUUGUUUGUCCUUUAUAAAAUAAUGAUAAAGACAAUACACUUUCUUUGGAAGUGUGUGUAAAUAAAUGUUAUAAGAGAGCAAUGCAACUGGGAGGAGAUGGUGAUGUGAAAAGUGGGUGCAGUAGGAAUGAAUACCAUAAAGUUAAAAGUAAUUUUGUGGGGAAAAUUUUCAAUAAAUAAUGCACUACUUGGUUUGCCUAUGUAAUAUAUGAAAUGUGUAUAAUAGUGUGUAUAGAUAUGGGAAUGUAAAUGUUUCGCUUUGCUUGUAUAAUAAACAGGGCUCUGUCUCCUCGGGCGUCUUCUAGUAAGUGACAAUAUGACCAAGUCCUCAUUAACCAUAGUUAUCUGAAACACAGUAGGAGUCAAAUGAUACAGUAUCAGCUCUCCAGAUAAAGAGUUAUUUUUAUAUCUCAUGAUGUGCAUUGGGCAAGACGAUGCACUUCUGUUCUGUUUACUUUGUGACAGCAAAACAAAUAACAAAGCAAGUAAUUAGGAAAUGGAGAACAGCAGAAGUAAAUGUUAACUCGUUAACAUAGGCCAAAUGAUUGAAUGAUCUUUGAGGAACUAUUGUAAAUGUAAACAAAAUUCAUUAUUCUCCCUUGUAAUGAACUUUAUAUAUGAAAAAUUACCAUUGUUAUAUCUUAUUUUCUUAUGUUUCUAUGAUGUAUUUAAUAUGCCUUCUUUCUAGCAAAAUAUAAAAUAAAAUUAUUAUAGCACAUGCA